Melanotaenia boesemani (Boeseman's rainbowfish) is the source of this 932-nucleotide messenger RNA. RefSeq lists its product as uncharacterized. NCBI's taxonomy places the organism in Eukaryota, Metazoa, Chordata, Actinopteri, Atheriniformes, Melanotaeniidae. The record is from RefSeq and is a predicted model, not a curated record. The transcript is spliced from 7 exons. The coding region runs from base 1 to 765 and encodes 254 amino acids.
AUGAAUCCUCCCCAGAGCCUGGAUCGAAUCCUUCAGCCUCCAGGGUCAUGGUGGGGGGGCUGGAGCCUCUCCCAGCAGUUACCAGACAAGAGGCAGGGUCCACCUUGGACAGGUCACCAGUCCAUUGCAGGGCCAACACACAGAGACUACAACCAUCCACGCUCACUCAGAAGCCAGAGUAGCUGGAGAGAAGCCUCACAAGCACGGGCACAACAUGCACACUCCACACAGAAAGGCUCCAGCCGAGCUUCGAACCAGGAACCUUCUUGCUGGGAGGCCGCAGUGCUAACCCCCACACCUCCAUGCAGCCCAUCUUCCAACUCCACCUUCAACCUCCACCUGCUGCUUUUACCAUCCACCUCCAGAAACAUCCAGCCUCACCUCCUCCUGCAGUCUCCUCCUCCAUCUCCAGCUGAGGGAGGUGUUGAUGACAGAAAGCUUCAUGCCGACUUCAGGAAGUUCAUCAGUGAUCGGGCAGAUGAUGGUCAAGUCCAUGCAGAGUCAACUGAAGAGCACUUCCUCAGAGCCCAUCAUGAAGAAGGUGCUGAGUCAGAUGUGUUUUUAAAAAGACCCAGCUGGACUUCACAGACAUCCAGAUCAGGCAGCACAUCAAGAAGAGCCAUUCCUCCACAACUGUGCAUCCCAUUAUUCCUGCUUCUAUUCCUCCAUCUCCACAAUCAGGACCGACACCCCCAUCCUUCCUCUGACUGGGAGCGCUCCUUCACACGGACUUCUUCACUGGACUUGAAGCUCAAACUGCUCUGAUAAAAUGAAACUUUCUGAAUUUGAAUUGUUAAAAAAUUUCUGCUCAUUCCACAAGUGUUAUCCUGAAAGAGAAACCUUAAGAACUGAGAUGUUCAUCAUUUUGUGGGAUUUUAAUGCAUUUAAAUCUGUCUGAUUAAAUGUUUCUGCUGUGGCUGUAAAAUCUGAAA